Stylonychia lemnae is the source of this 1185-nucleotide messenger RNA. The record is from the annotation of a GenBank genome assembly. Lineage: Eukaryota; Ciliophora; Spirotrichea; Sporadotrichida; Oxytrichidae.
AUGUCAUUUGUCAAAAAAAUCAAUACUGCACCAUAGCUAUACAAAUAGCAAAAAGGAGUGAGGCCAUAUGCUAACUAGCAAUACUGUGUAUCCUCAGGAAAUCCUUCAUUAGAUGCUUUGAUAGGCGGAGGAUUACCUAUUGGUAGCAUUGUUUUAUUGAUAGAGGAUUCUUACUCUCAUUAUUAUUCACAUUUCUUGAAAACCUACCUGGGAGAAGGAAUAGUUAAUGAACAUAAAUUGCUUAUCUUGGAUGCUGAUUAAUUUAGAGAGAGGGAUUGGUGGAUGAAAUUCCUUCCCGGUGUUAUCAAAAUGAAAGACCCUAAUGGUACAUCAAGUUCUACUUCUCAAUCGGCAUCAGCCUCAUCAUCUUAAUAUGAAGAAUCAAAGCAGGAAUAAUUAAAGGUUGCCUGGAGAUACAAUACACUUUUAGAGAAAAAUGCCUAAGACAGUUCUUAGACUUCAUAAAUAUCCUAUAAGUUUGACAACUCAAAAGAGAUGGGUAAUACCUACUCUAAUUCAAUGAGUUCAUAAUUGAAAAAAGACGAAAUGACUGUAUUUAUGAAAUAUGACUCUGCACAGACUAAUUAUAUUGAUUUGUGGGAAUAGAUUUGUGAAUAGGUCUAGAAUCAUUUAAGCUCAGAAGAAGAUGAUAGAAUUUUUAGAUUUUUAUUGCCUAACUUCAACUUGCUUCUAAAUAAAAGUAGUGGAUUUGAAGAAAAUAAAAGGGAUAUAUUAAAGGAAGAGAAAGACAUGAUUCGGUUAUUAAGAAACCUCAAAGCUUUGAUGAGAGCAACUAAUGGAGUAUGUCUUAUUUAGGUAGAUGAGGAUUAACUAUCAAAGCAUAUCAAUAGUAAUUUAUUCUUUUUGGCAGAUAUUGUAAUAAAAUUGACUUCAUUCAAAGAUCACUAGGAGAUGAAAAUUGGUGAGUAUGAUGGUACACUAAGGCUUUUGAAAUAACCAAAGCUCCAUGGAUUGAUUAGUAGCCUAAGUGAAUUUGAUGUCUAUGCUUUAAAGCUAAAAGGAAAGCAAUCUAUUACAGUCGAAAAGAUUCAUUUAGAGCCUGAAGAUGAUAGAACAGGUUAGGAUGAGAAUUUGUAAUAAAAAGGAGGUAAAAAAUCUAAUAAAAGUGCUGGGGUCGCUAGUGUUUAAUGUAAUCCGACCAAAAGUCAUCAAUUAGAUUUUUGA